CGGUAAACCUGCCAGUGCGUUGCAGACAACAACGCAAACCGAGCGAACAUGGCGUCGCAAAAGGCCGCCAAAUCAAAGUCCUCUGGGACUGUGAGGAGUCGUACAGGGUGCCAGACUUGCCGCGCACGCAAGCUGAAAUGCGACGAGGCAAAGCCGAUCUGCGGACAAUGUCUAAAGUCGCACCGCGACUGUGUGCGCUCCGAGCCAAUCACCUUCCGCCACCACCAGAACUCGAGUUUUGGCAAAGAUGGCCAAGAACAUUCACUGGACAGUUUCUUCAAGUAUAGCCAAACGUAUAGUGAAGACGAUCUGAAGUCGUUUCUGCCGGUACCACAACAACUGACUUGGAUCCAUGUCGCCGACCCGAAUGCAGACGAUGCGAACGCCGUCACCCCUCCUCGCACUCCUACCACCUCUGACAUGGUCCAGCAAGUCGCAGCUCACACUUUAGAAGCUCUAUCGACCGCAGCCGCUGACCAGACCUCAUAUCCACCCCAAGGCACUGCCUACUAUACAACAGCAAACCCUGCAACAGAAUCUCACCCUGAAUACGGAUUCGUGCAAGCUGAACCCAGUAGCUCUACAAGUGGUGGUCUCUCCAGAAACAUUCACUAUUAUCUCAGCAAUUCGUCUCCUCAGAAUCAGACCGACGCCUCCUUGAUCGACCCGAAUCUUGAGUCCACUGUGACCGCCAAUUCACAAGAAGGCGGGCAGCAGGACGCGCCGCGUGACACAAAAGAGCAGAGCGAGGAUAACGCACCAAAAGUAGAAGACCCGUUGACUGAUGCCGACACUAGGGUCGCUAUGGCGCUCAGAACCUUUAACGAGCUACAAACAUAGGGCUCAAGGACGAUUUUGGAGAUACGAUAGAAGGCCAUGAUGGACAUGUCAUGAUAGAAUCAUGUCAAGCCAACAUGAAGAUAUUGAAUGAUGAUUUUCAUUACGGGAGCGACGGACGGCAGGCGCUAGAGAGGGCAUCACGGGGCUUUGAACGAGCGAAAAUACCGUCAAAUGAUCUAGGCACAGAACACUCCACCCAGUUGGGCGAUUGAGGCUGGUCCUAGAACGGGAUGUGUCAACCCAUUCGGAGGCGGUUAACGACUGUACUACUAGCUUUGACACAAAUGGAGAGGGCAACUUCGUGCCGAGC
Messenger RNA from Cladophialophora immunda, 1150 nucleotides. RefSeq lists its product as uncharacterized. The coding region runs from base 49 to 840 and encodes 263 amino acids. The record is from RefSeq and is a predicted model, not a curated record. Gene Ontology annotation, molecular function: DNA-binding transcription factor activity, RNA polymerase II-specific; zinc ion binding. Gene Ontology annotation, biological process: regulation of DNA-templated transcription. Lineage: Eukaryota; Fungi; Ascomycota; Eurotiomycetes; Chaetothyriales; Herpotrichiellaceae. The transcript has 4 exons.